UUGGACAUUGGUCCUAGAAUCAAUGAUGAAAUAUCGUGUAAGCACGAGCCGUAGUUCGAAUAUUUCUUCACUCCUCCAUGGCCGCUUCACCAUUAAAGUUGUCUUACUCGACAACACAGAAGUGUCCUUCAAGUUCGAAGAGCGCAAAAAGAUUUUGGGGUCCGAGCUAUUUGAGAAAGUCUGCAAGAAUACCAAGAUAGAGGAACCUUGGCGAAAAUACUUUGGCUUACAGUAUGUUAACAAAAAUGAUGGGAAAAGAGAUUGGUUAAAAAAAAACCAAGUCGUUAACCAAUGUCCUUCAAGUGUGCCAGGACAAUUUCAGUUUGCUGUAAAAGUUUUUCCAGAUACCCCAUCGGAUGAAGAUCAAGUUGUACAAAAAUUACUCGUUUUUCAAGUGAAGGAGUAUCUUCUUCUUGGGAAUUUACGCACCACGAUCCAAGAACAAGCUCUUCUCGACAGCUACUUUGCUCAAGGUACGCUCGGGAACUUCAACCAAAAAAAACAUUUUAAUGGCUACUUGGAAAAAUUCUUGGGCUCAUUUUUCUGCAAUUCAUUUUCCGAGAUGAGUAAAAAUCUCUACGAGCAGAAAGUACAGACACUUCACAAGUCGCACCAGGGGAUGGCACAUUGUGAGGCCUUCAAAGCGUUUCUUUCCCUCAGUGCCAGUAUAUUUGGCUAUGGGACAUUCGUCUACAAGCGAGCAGUAGACAUGAAUGGCAAGGAAUUUAUUCUAACAGUCUCCUUCAAAGGCAUACAGAUAUUUUUGCCUAACAUCUAUGGAGAACCUGAAGAGCUUGUCCAAGAGUUUCCUUGGGAUACGGUAGUUUCUUUCGUUAGUGACAGCUCCAAGUUCCUGUUCUCUGUCUGCUCGGCUCACAAGUCACUUCAGACCCACAGUUUUCGCUUCAAGGGACAAUAUGGGUAUCUGCAGGCCAAUAGGGUAUUCACAGACGCUGUGUAUCAUAGAGAUUUGAUCUUGGCCUUAAAAUCUAUUCAAGAAAGAGAGCCAAGAAGCAAAUCCCUGAAGAGCGAAAACUCCGCACGACUAGAGCGGCUCCUUCCAGGAAGGGGCAUUGACAAAAUGAUCUUAAUGCCAACCAAGAAAACGGAGGUUUAAUUUUUUUGAACAAUUGCACCUUACUUAAACUGAUCAUGAAGUAUCAUCUAAUAUAGUUUCGCUGUACGUUUAAGGUGGCUCCGUCCACACCUCUGAUUUAAGGUCUUCAAAUACAUCUAUCUUAUUUGGAGCGAUCAGAUUUUUAUUUCAGAUUUUGGACGACGGUGACAGUUUGCAAUAAUGUAGGUUUUAACUCUGACUCGACGUUACCAGAUUAACUAUAGGCAAUUAUCCUUGAAUUUUUCAACAAGUAUUUAUUAAUUUUUUCAUGUAACCAUAAAAAGCAAAUUUAUAAUCAAGUAACAAGACAACUGGGUUGCCCAAUGUGCUGAUAUGCUGGAGAUUAUUUAAGCACUAAUCUUUGUUAUGUACCACUAUUUAGGAGGAGGGGGUACUUUGGAACAUUUUGGGUGUAUUUUUCUUUC
Actinia tenebrosa (Australian red waratah sea anemone) is the source of this 1542-nucleotide messenger RNA. Its product is annotated as ezrin-like. NCBI's taxonomy places the organism in Eukaryota, Metazoa, Cnidaria, Anthozoa, Actiniaria, Actiniidae. Gene Ontology annotation, cellular component: cytoskeleton. Gene Ontology annotation, biological process: actomyosin structure organization. The record is from RefSeq and is a predicted model, not a curated record.